UGUUUUCAACCAAGAUGGUAAAGAAGCGAUGCUGAUCAUAGAGAAAAUGUCCUCCGUCUUAUCAAGUUAUGACAACACGUCUACUGAAAGCACUGCACGAGAAAUGGAAUUCUUAUAAGUACAGAUUCGUGCCAUGGAUAGCCGUUAACCUGCGCAAAAACGAGAGAACUCUCCGAAGAGUAAAGAAGCAUUCCCAGGACAAGUUGGUCCCAGACGAACACGUAGCCGCCACCUUGCUGUCCCUCUUCAGAGAUCUUUUCAAAAAUGACAUCGGAGGACAAAGGGAGGUGUUGCCCUUGCUUCCAGAGUCAUCUCGAACAGCAUACCAAGUCCCACAGAAUAGUGCGGAGUCACUUACAAAGUUAAACAGACAUUUGGACCCCUGUGAAGUUAUGUUCGAGACACUUGGGUUUUGCAUUGAGCGACGGCCAAGCUCACUCCGGGCAGCAGGUACCGGCGUAUUCGUUACCAUGGGAAUGGUACCGAAAGGAACGACUGUAGCCAUGUAUCCAGGCACGGUCUAUCAGACGCAUGAGCCUGUCUUUUUCCAGUCUCUGCGCAACCCUUUUGUGUUCAGGUGUAUCGACGGUGUGUUAAUUGAUGGUAAUGACAAAGGCAUUUCAAAAACCGUAUACAGGUCGUGCAGUGGUCGGGACAGGCUGGGUCCUUUCAGACUGAGUGACAUCACUUGGUUGAUGGCCAGUCCUCACAACCCACUGGCAGUGGGUCAGUACGUGAACAACUGCUCAAAUGAAAAGGCUGCAAAUGUAUGUUAUCAGGAGUUUGACGUCCCAGACAAAUUUCCAUUAGAACUUCGGCAGUACCUUCCGAAUGUAAAUUACAGGCACGACACAGACAAGCCGUUAAGAUGUGUGGUUCUUGUGGCCCUGAGAGAAAUAAACUCUGGAGAGGAACUCUUCUCAAACUACUUCACCAUUGUACAUUAGAACCCCGCAUGGUUUUCUAUGUUCUUAUAAAGGUUUAAUAAAAUGAAGAUAAUUA
Messenger RNA from Conger conger (European conger), 1002 nucleotides. It is a transcript of the gene setd9, whose product is annotated as SET domain containing 9. Lineage: Eukaryota; Metazoa; Chordata; Actinopteri; Anguilliformes; Congridae. Bases 69 to 947 code for a protein of 292 amino acids. The record is from RefSeq and is a predicted model, not a curated record. Gene Ontology annotation, molecular function: protein binding. The transcript has 6 exons.